UGGGCCCCGAAACGUCGCAGGACGUCGUCCGAGUGUCGUCGCGCGCGAUUACCCCCUCUUUUUUUUAAUUUUUUUCCAUCCUCUGUAAGUGAGUGAGUCAAGCACGCUGGUGGUAUCCGCUCGUCGCUGGACAGGAAGCGGGAUAUGAGCUACACCGAACCGCUGUGGGAGAUCAAUGGAAAUCAAGCACCAGUAAUCGCGGCGGAGAUGUCGCAAUACGUCGGCAGUGAGAUCGCCAGCUACCCGAUGUGGGACAGUUCCGUUUUGUACCAGGCACAGCCGCCUGCUCAUCCGCACGUGAACGAGCACGGAUUGUACAGGCAACCUUGCGCGUUGUUGCACCAAAGUCGUUAUACGCCGAACGGCCGUUCGCCAAAUUUGCCGUCGUCGACGACGAAGAAACCAAGACGUCGAGUGGCGACAGUAUCACAGAGGAGAGCCGCGAAUAUUCGAGAGAGACGUAGGAUGUUCAAUUUGAAUGAGGCCUUCGACAAACUCCGCAGGAAAGUACCGACAUUCGCCUACGAAAAACGGCUCUCAAGAAUCGAAACAUUGCGUCUAGCGAUCACAUACAUCGCCUUCAUGGGUGAACUACUCGGUAUCGAACCAAGUAGUCCAAAACCGGAGUACAUACCACGGGAGUACUAUUUACCGAAUUGAAUCUCUUUCUCCCCUUUUGCACGAUUAACGAGGCACUCAUGAACCUAUGCAAGUCAAUGUCUUAUUGGCGAAAAACUUCUAGUCGGCGAAAUCCAGUCUUCCAUUAUUGAUUAGUAUUAUAGCGUUAAGUAUCGAAAUGUAAUUUAACACACGUUCGUAUAUAGCACAUUCUUCCACAAUAUUACUCGAUCCUUUUCGUCUUACUUACUACUCCAUUAAUUUUUUCGAUACUAUAUCACUAUUCGACGUUGUUCAGAAAUGGAAUGGAAAAAUAGUAAAUUAAAAUUCUAAUGAGUUUUUCGAGCAUCCCUCGAAACAUGUUCUAGUAUCGAAAGGAUUAAAUUUUCAAUCAAACCUUUUUUCUUAUUAUGCAGACAAUAAUCUUGUAACGCUUUAUCGUGUCGAUUAUUGCAAAUCUCUUACGAUUGAAAGGGAUGAUUGCAAUAUUAAAGGAUAAAAUUAAGCUCCAUUGUCGUUUAUUCUUCGUAAAUACACGCUGUAUAUUAUAAGAUGGCGUUGGACUGCAGCAAAAAAAAAACAUUUUACACAACUUUGAUGUUGAGAACUUCAGUGUUGAAAAAGUUAAUCGGCAAACGAUGGGAAUCUCAUACAUAUCGAAUUUGUAAAAUUAAGAAAUUAUACUUUUCCGAUACUUGUUGAUAAGAAUAUAUUCAUUGCGACCCGUACUUGCCUUUGUUAAUGCAAUGCAACCCCAUCUUACAUCAGUGCUAUUUUUUAUUUUAAUAAUAUAAUUGCUAAAUGUAUAUAUACUAUUUGUCGCUGAUUACCAAAACUGAGAAAAUAAAUAAGUGUCAAAAUAAGUUAAA
This is a messenger RNA of Temnothorax curvispinosus, 1487 nucleotides long. RefSeq names its product protein Fer3-like. The record is from RefSeq and is a predicted model, not a curated record. Gene Ontology annotation, molecular function: RNA polymerase II transcription regulatory region sequence-specific DNA binding; DNA-binding transcription factor activity, RNA polymerase II-specific; protein dimerization activity. The coding region runs from base 145 to 660 and encodes 171 amino acids. Lineage: Eukaryota; Metazoa; Arthropoda; Insecta; Hymenoptera; Formicidae. Gene Ontology annotation, biological process: regulation of transcription by RNA polymerase II; developmental process. The transcript has 4 exons.